AUGUUAGAGAGACGCGAAAUCAAUUUCUUCCGGGGCUCGCCAGCCCCAAACCUCUUAACGAGUGUAUAUCAACUGACGCAGUCAAUCGAUACCGAGCGGAUCUGCAUCAUUGGUGGGGCGAGUCAAAACCUGGCCUCCAUAUGGCUGCCUCAACCGACUUAUCAUCUCGUGUUUCAAAUCUUUGAAGAUGCCGGAUUUCAUGGCCUGCUGAAAUCCAUCCCGGAAGAUGUGGAGGAAAUGGAUUCGAGGGCCCUUGAUGAGGCGAUAUCGCGAAUGGAGUCGGAUCCGGCGACCUUGGAUAGGUUGUGUGAAAUGCCAAUAAAACCACCACUACCAUACCGGAAGAUUUAUAAGCACAUUGUAUACUGCGUGCCGACAUUCGCUAAUCCCACAGGCAUCACAAUGCCGGUAUCCCGAAGAGAAGAACUUGUGCGAGUAGCGCGCAAAUACGACGCACUGAUUGUUAGCGACGAUGUCUAUGACUUUCUGCAUAUAUCCGACGCAACAUCGUCGACAGGAGCAGUCCCUCCACCGCGAAUUGUUGAUAUCGACAGAACGCUAAAUAGUGGAUUACAAGAUCAAUUCGGAAAUGCUCUGAGCAACGGAUCUUUCAGUAAACUUGUCGGACCUGGGUGUCGUGUUGGGUGGGCCGACGGGCCAGGGGCUCUGAUGUAUGGACUUUCUCAAUGCGGUUCGAAUAUCUCCGGCGGUGCACCAUCCCAAUUAAUGUCAACAUUCAUCAAUCAAAUUGUUCAAGACGGGUCAUUGACAACUCAUAUUGAAAAAGCAUUGAUCCCGACCUGUAUGCGACGAUUCAAUGCUAUUUCCUCAGCCAUCAAAACCCAUCUCGUACCACUUGGAGUGUCAUUUCAUCCAGAUGGAGAGACGAUGCCUGCCGGCGGAUACUUCGUUUGGCUUACCCUUCCUAAGACGCUGAGUAGCUCCAAAAUCUGCGAGGAGGCGAAACGGGUAGAUCUCAUUCUCGGAAAUGGAACAGUCUUCGCUGUGCCCGGGAACGACAUACCGGACCUUCUUUGUCGGCAGUUGAGGCUUUGUUAUAUGUGGGUGGAUGAGGCAGAUAUCGGGGACGGGAUUAUUCGGCUGGCAGAAGUAAUCCAGAAUGUUUUGGGGGGUUGAUGAUGAAGCUGUAGUAGUGGUAGUGUGGAUAUUGAAGGUGUUAAAUUGAGCCAUGUGUGAUUAGCUUGCUUUGAGGGGCAUCAUCAAGUCCAGGAUGAAAUGUCAACCUGGCAAAUUACUUCAGUGGAUGGGGAAUUGGGCCGAACGAAUUGAAAGAAGAAUACAGCUCAGCAUUAGAAUGGGAGGCU
This is a messenger RNA of Aspergillus steynii IBT 23096, 1325 nucleotides long. Its product is annotated as aromatic amino acid aminotransferase. The record is from RefSeq and is a predicted model, not a curated record. The coding region runs from base 1 to 1137 and encodes 378 amino acids. The transcript has 5 exons. Gene Ontology annotation, biological process: biosynthetic process. Lineage: Eukaryota; Fungi; Ascomycota; Eurotiomycetes; Eurotiales; Aspergillaceae. Gene Ontology annotation, molecular function: pyridoxal phosphate binding; L-2-aminoadipate:2-oxoglutarate transaminase activity.